AAUGAGCCUUGGGAUGAUGUUAAUAGUGAGAGUAAUGAAUUUGUUGAAGCUCCUUCUGAGGACGAUGUGUGUUGACGAGGAGGCUCUAGCUAAUGACAUGACCUUAGGAAACACUCCAACAAUCGUUGCCCCUACACCCUAUGCACUGGUUCCCCCUCUAGAUGAACACAUUGAGGACAACUCUUGGAGGUCUUGGGAUUGUGAUACAAGCUACACCGACGAAGGAGAGUUUCAAAAGGGUAUGAUGUUUGAUAACAAAGAUGCGUUGUUGGACGCUGUUAGAUUGUAUCAUAUUCGUAGGAACGUUGAGUUCCGUACUGAGACUUCAAAUCAAACCGUGGUAGUCUUGAAGUGUAAGAGAGGGUGUGGUUGGAGGCUUAGGGCUAGGAAGAGCUCCUAUUCACCAUCAUGGGAGAUUAUUACGUAUAAAGGGAAGCAUGGGGGUUGUGUAUUAAGUACUGAAAACGUGUCAGCUGGGCACAUUCAUUUGACAUCUUCCGUGAUUAACAAUCUUAUUAGAAAUUGUGUUGCUCAAGACCCAUCAAUUAAGGUCUCUGUUGUGCGUCAAAUGGUGAAAGACCAAUUCGGUGUCGAAGUGACCUAUAAGCGGGCAUGGUGUGCUAAACAGCAAGCCCUUCUGUCCAUCUAUGGUACAUGGGAAGAUUCUUAUCCUCUUCUUCCACGCUUCUUGAAGGCACUGCAAAUUUCAAACCCCGAGACCGUAGUUGAGUGGUUCUUUAAGAAAGAUAAUGAUGUCGGUGUGCACAAGGCAUUGCAUCAGUCAUCAGCUCCUCCCAAGAGGAGCCCGUACGGGAGAUUGCCCAAGGCAUACUCCUAGGCACGCAAUUUCAACACUUCAUUCUGGAAGUGACUGCGCCCCACACCACUGCGUACGAGUACGAGUCAUCUCCUCGUAACCCCGACGUUCAUCUUGAGGAGGUUGACUUAACGUGCCCGGACUACGGUGUCGGGUCCUCACAGGGUGUCACAUCAUCACAUUUUCAAUCACCUCCCCUACCCGAGCAUCAUGCGACGGCCUCUUUGUAACACCCCGAGAUUUUAAUGAAGUAAUUAUUUAAUAUUUAAUAUUUCAGCCACCAGCAGGUACAGUAGCCGCAAGAGGUGGUUCCUCCACCAUUUUCGUGCUCCACACCACUACAAAAACCACUUAUACCCUCACCCAUUUCUAGUUCCCCUUGUGCCCGGUUCAUAAGAGGGGCGUAAGAACCCCUUCGAAGCGAUUUUUGUGGCUUGUCAUCUUGCAGUGCAGCAGGGGCGUCGUAGAUAGGUCUUGCAGGUUUUGGAGUUUCCUUGCAUUGCAUAUGGGGGGGGGGGGGGGAUCGAGUGAGAACCUUGACGCGUGCCCUGUUCGAACCAUUUUUGACGCUACAUGUGAUUUCGAAUUGAAAGUGUGUAUGUUUUGGUUGAGGCAUGAGUCCUCCUUUUGAUGUAAUUCGUUCCGCUGCAAAGAUUUAUAUCGUUUUAUAUUUUGUUAUAGUAUCUUGAAUGGCUUGUACAGUGGAUUAUCUUUUUGCUUGGAAAACCCAAGUGUUUACAUGGGAACCACGAUCCAUGCUUAGCAUGUCGACAGAGGUUUUCGCGAUGACCUUUCCGCCGUGAUUCUGUUACGAGGCCAUUGAUGCCUCUUCAUUAUGAUGAUUUAUCGUUUGUCUAAAUCUUCGGCGCGUCAAAUUUCAAGGCAGAUGCUGCCGAAAUUUCCGUAGGAUUUUGUUUGGAAGUUUUCAAACGUCAUCUCUUUCUUUUUCCUAUUUAAAUAAGUAUUUAUUUCUACAAGUGACACCCUUGAAGGGUCUGAAAUUCAGGGGUGUUACAGGUGGUAUCAGAGCCAGUGGUUCCUAUCUUUCCCAAACGCUUCGUGUUUUCUCUAGUACUUAUUCCUGUUUUGUUUUCGAAGUUAAACUGCUUUGUGAGUAUGGGUAGACAUGGGUUAGGUGCAUUUAUAUAUGCCUGCAUUUUGAGUAUUAUUGCACAUGAAUUUGCACGCUUAGGCUUACGAUCCUUGCAAUGAUUGGAAUGAAUCUUUGUAAUGAAUUUGUGGUGACUUAACAGAUGACGUUUUAUUAAUUGAAAUUUUAAGCAUGAAUUAUGUUUGUAGGAGCAAAUGUUGCAAGUUAGGGGUGUUACACUCUUACUAUCGUAGGAGGCAUCGUAAACCGUCACAGUUAGACAGGGUACAGGAGGAGGAUUAGCAUUAGAAUAACGUUUGUAUAUAUUGAACAUUUGUACAUACUCAAUAUUUGUAACAUUUGGUCUUUUGUGUGUAAAUUGUAACAUAUAUGUUGAUGUAUAUAUUUUAUCGUAUUAUCACACGUUUAUUAUGAAUGAAAUGAUGUUAAGUAUUCAGACUUUUCGGCGAUGAAUCAUUCCGCCAAGAAUGCAGUAUGAAUUUAAUCAAAAACAAACAGACAAUCAUAU
Amaranthus tricolor (Joseph's coat) is the source of this 2436-nucleotide messenger RNA. RefSeq lists its product as uncharacterized. The transcript has 4 exons. The record is from RefSeq and is a predicted model, not a curated record. The coding region runs from base 2 to 838 and encodes 278 amino acids. Lineage: Eukaryota; Viridiplantae; Streptophyta; Magnoliopsida; Caryophyllales; Amaranthaceae.